Aspergillus niger is the source of this 372-nucleotide messenger RNA. RefSeq lists its product as hypothetical. The record is from RefSeq and is a predicted model, not a curated record. The coding region runs from base 1 to 372 and encodes 123 amino acids. NCBI's taxonomy places the organism in Eukaryota, Fungi, Ascomycota, Eurotiomycetes, Eurotiales, Aspergillaceae. The transcript has 3 exons.
AUGAAGCUUGAUGGUUCUGACACCGACAAGCGCCAUAAUAACAAUCUCGGGUUAGCUCUUCCCCGUGGAUCUCAGCUGGAUUUGUCGCUUACUCGUCUUUGGAUUUUAUCGGGAGACUUUUCAUUCAUUCUGAGGCGCUCUUUUGGUAUGACAGACGUUCUAAUGAGACGUCUUCGCGAGGUCUUUAAAAGUGCACUGAAAGAUAUUGGACUGCUGGUUCGAUUCGUUGUGAACCUAUUUGGUUCACCGGAAGAGAUACCGGAAAGAAUUCUGGCCAUCACUCCCCGGCAAGAAGUCAAUGGGUGGCCUGAGGGUAUGCAGCCCCCGACUGAAUGGUGUCAGUCACAGCUUUCAGUGCGUGCAGCUUAUUAA